Papaver somniferum (opium poppy) is the source of this 1073-nucleotide messenger RNA. RefSeq lists its product as uncharacterized. The transcript is spliced from 2 exons. The record is from RefSeq and is a predicted model, not a curated record. Gene Ontology annotation, molecular function: nucleic acid binding; RNA-DNA hybrid ribonuclease activity. Bases 108 to 1073 code for a protein of 321 amino acids. NCBI's taxonomy places the organism in Eukaryota, Viridiplantae, Streptophyta, Magnoliopsida, Ranunculales, Papaveraceae.
UUACGCGUGUUAAAAGCUAAUGCACAAGUACGUCAUGAGUCCUUUACAGUUCACAUGCUAUAUCCAAUCUAUGACAAAAGCUAUCAAGAUGAUAAUUUGAAACCACAAUGCAAAAUAUCUUUAAGAAGUUAUGGAGGUUACCAGUGCUGCCAAGAACUAAGCAAUUCUUGUGGAAAUGUGUGAAGAAAAUUCUCCCUACAAAAGAUAAACUUCAUGGAAUAAUUCAAGAUGAGAACUACAGCUGCCCUUUCUGCACCCAUGAACCUGAAACUGGUAGCUUGUUAGAAGAUCGGAUAUGUGCCUGGUUUGAUAAACUUUUUGUCAGACAGUUGCAGGAACCUGACUUGUGCAAGAUAGCUAUCACAGCUUGGUGUAUUUGGAUCUCUAGAUGUGAUGCUGUUUUCAAAGGGACUUCACCUUCUGUGGAAAAUAUCAUCCAAAGAUGCAAAAGAGAAUUUGCCGUCUUAGAGUAUCAGCCUAUCAAAAAUCACAGAACUCUAGAACCUCAAAAUAGAAUAAAUCUGCACUGGCAACCACCUGUGUUAGAUUACUUUAAGAUAAAUUCUGAUGGUUCCUUUAGUUCAACUAAUAACAAUGGAGGAAUUGGUCUAAUUUGCCGUGAUUUUGCAGGUGAGCAUCAUGGAUCCAAAUGCUUCUACUUAACUCAAGCCUCGAGUCCAGAACAAGCUGAAAGUAAAGCUCUAUGGGAGGCAAUGCAGUGGGCAGUGGAGAAAAAUCUGGAGAAAGUCAUCUUUGAGCUCGAGGCAAAGCUUGUGGUGGAUGCUGUCUUGGGUGUUACUAUGAAUGUCGACUGGAGAUUACAUGAUUUAACUUUAGAUAUAAAAAACUUGUUAAGCUCUCAUUCUUUUUGGCAAUGCUGCUAUGUGCCAAAAGAGAAAAAUAAAGUUGCAUAUUCUCUUUCAAAAUUAGCUAGAACUCAAGGAAUUAGUGAUGUUUGGAUUAUCGCUCCUCCGGUUGAAAUCAUUGAUCAACUGAACAAGGAUGCACACAACGUAACUGCCAUUUAUUCCUCAAUAAAAUUUCCAGUUUCAAAAAAAAAAGAUGAUAAUUGA